AUGGGUCUGCUCAGAGUCGUCCCAUUUCUUUCCGUACUCUGCUGGCUUUUACCACUGCUGUGUUCCAUUACCAAAUGUGGUGGUUCUGAUGUUUAUGUGAAGUUCUUGAAGGCUCCCCAUGCAUUCUCUCACUUUAAGUCAGCAACAUUUUCUUUCCAAGUUCUUAACACUUCUAGUGAGAGCCCUUGCUCAAACUGCAUCCUCAUUUGCAAGCUGGAUGAUGAGCUCGCAUCAGUAUGUAAAAAAGGAAAAGUUAAAUACAGAACCUUGAGGGAUGGAAAUCACACUUUUGAACUUCUUGUCUAUGGUGCUGGCCAGGUCAUACCAUCCUCCUUUAGAAUUUUACAGCCAAAUCUCAUUUAUUCUCUUCUCGUUAGUCUCUCGUCUGCAGUUCAAUAUGGCCGGGCAAUCCUUGUAAUGGAUAGGAACUUCUGCACUGACUUUGCUGGCAACAGCUUCAUGAGAAUGCCAAAUUCUAGUGUUAAUAUACAUUUUGACAGGAGGAAAGUUUAUGUCAACAUCAGGACUAGUGUACCAGAAGAACUACUUCAACUUGACAGUGCAACAAGAACAAUACAAGCAACUAAUGACUUUGACAGGCUAAAGAUAUAUUUGUACUUCUCAGCUCCAGUUCUGAAUUCAUCUGCAGAAAUCUUGAAUUCUAUCAACAUUAGUCAGGGCUCACUUCUUCCAAAUAAUGCAAAAAGGCUUGGAGAUCGUAGAUUUGGAUUCAUGGUCAGUUGA
Molecule: messenger RNA, 744 nt
Organism: Sphenostylis stenocarpa
Lineage: Eukaryota; Viridiplantae; Streptophyta; Magnoliopsida; Fabales; Fabaceae
Source: the annotation of a GenBank genome assembly